AUGGUGACCGACCAUUUCGCAAGUGAUUGGCAAUGUACACGAAUUAGAGGAACCUGUAAAGAUUAUACGCAAAACACCUGUAUAGCUGGAUAUUUGACAGGAAAAUGCAGUGGUAACAACGACAGAAGAUGCUGCAAAGCAUGCAGCCAUAGCUGUGAAUCAAACGAAUCAUCAUACUCAUCGCGUGAUGGUACAUGCGACACGGCGAGAGGAAAAUGUCAACACAACUCAAACUACUGUGAGUUUCCGUACCAAAGUGGUAAAUGUGGUGGCCCAAGUGCAAGGCAAUGCUGUGUUGGAUGGAAUAUCCAUGAUAUGGAAACAACAGGUGCAUCUGCUAAAACUGCUGAACAAGAUGGACUAAGCCACGGAGUUGAAGCAUCGAAACAAAUGGCAAAAACGGAUGCGAGUGCAAUGGCCAAAUAUAAAUCGAAGAUUCUCGUUGCUGCAAAGAGAUAUCGUGUACAAGCGGCAGUUAUUGCAGGUAUAAUCAGUCGAGAAACAAGAGCUGGCAAAGUUUUGGGAUCAAAUGGUUUUGGAUUUGAUGGCAGUGGAUUUGGUCUCAUGCAGGUUGACAAAAGAUUCCACAGACUACAAGGUGGCGCAUUUAGUCAAACUCACAUUAAUCAAGGCACAAAAAUUCUCAUCGAUAUGAUCAAUGGUGUAAAGAAUAAGCAUCCUUCUUGGAGCCAAGACAUGGCCCUGAAAGGUGGAAUCAGUGCCUACAACGCAGGCGUUUCGAAUGUCGAUUCGUACAAUAACAUGGACGUCGGCACCACUGGAAAUGAUUAUGCAAACGAUGUAGUUGCUAGAUCCCAAUGGUACGCUAAUAAUGGCUACUGAUGGAUAAUGUUGCGGAUCACUAAUAAUUUUGUUUAAUUUUAACAAUUUGAUGUUCAGUUAAUUUCGCAUAAAGAUUAAACUUUUGAGCGUUUA
This is a messenger RNA of Styela clava, 936 nucleotides long. Its product is annotated as lysozyme g-like. Lineage: Eukaryota; Metazoa; Chordata; Ascidiacea; Stolidobranchia; Styelidae. Gene Ontology annotation, biological process: peptidoglycan catabolic process. Gene Ontology annotation, molecular function: lysozyme activity. The record is from RefSeq and is a predicted model, not a curated record.